GCCUUGCCCCCUCAAGAGGAAUAACUGGGGAGGGAGGGAGGCUGCCAGGGUCACUCCCACCCCAUGCCAGCAUACUGGCUGCAGGACCAAGGCCUGGUCCCAUCCACCUCUGCUGGGCUGGGAAUAUCUGGCUCUCCAGAAACCUCCGCCCUUUGUGGUAGGGCGCAUUCUGGUCCCAGGUGCUUCCACAAAGGGUCGGCGGGCAGGCCUUGGCUCGUGGGCUGCCCCCAGGCAGUGCAGGGGGGGGGACCAUAAUCAGUCUAAAUGCACCUCGGAAGGUGGGGGGCACCUUCUAACAAACAACUUCCCCGCUCCCCAUCCACUAGGUCUUGGCCUUGGCACGCAUCUACCUGGCUGUCCUGUGUCUCAGCCUGCUGGGCAGUGGUUCCGUUGUGGUCGUCUCCAUCUUCCGGAGGAGAUGCUGCCAUGAUCAGGUCUGCCAGCUCCGCCCCCUCUUCCUUCUUUCUCUGGCGGAUCUCCUGGGUGCCCUGACCCUGAUCUCUACAGCAGCCAUCCAACUCGUUCCUGCCCACCUCUUCAUCCUGGUGUACGAGGCCUGUCCCUACGUGCUGAUGCUUGGCAUGAUGUUCUAUGCCAUUUCUUUGCUGAUGGUCCUUGUCUACGCCUAUGAGAUGAACCAGACUGUCAGAGGAUGGAGAGCGGCCCCCUUCUCAACCCUGCAGGAGAGCAGCCGGUGCAGUGAGAGGCUCCAGCAGGCUCUGCCCAGCAUCUUGGCCUGGCUGCUCCCUUUCCUGGUCUUUGUGGUCCUGCUGGUGCUGCGAGGCACAUCCUUGAGAGAUGUUGUGCCACGGCCCUUGCCCCCCAUAGGGCCACAGGCCAGUAACCGCUCACAAGGAGCUUCUGGCCUCUACUGCUCCAGCUGCUUGAUUCUCAUCCACCAUGCCCAGGACAUCUGCUACCAGUACACAGGCAGAAAGGACUCUGGCAAAGAAAGCAAGGUCUUCUUCCUCAUGUUUGUGUCCCUGGUUCUAGCUGGCUGCACAGUCCUCUACUGCAGGGUGAGGGGUCAGUGCCGCAGGCAGAGUGGUGGCGCGAAUCACCAGCCAACUCUGGAGAACUGCAGCUGUGCCAGCAGAAGCUGCAUUGCCUGCUACUUCCAGCUGGUCUUUGUGGUCUGCUGGAUGCCAGCCUUCCUCCUCUGCAUCCUGUCUUUCACCAGCCUGCAGCCCGCCUCCCUCUUCCCCCUCUACAUGGCCGUGGCCCUGACCAUCUCCCUUCAAGGCUUGCUACACAGCCUGGUGUAUGGCUGGCUACGGCAAAACUUCCGCCUGGAGGUGACUGGGGAGCAGAUGUCCCUGAUGGGCCACCCAGACUUGAAAGCUUUCUAUGAGGACUCCUUGGCUGUUGCCAGUGGGGACUAAAGGAAGCUGGGAGAGCUUGCGCCAAAAAAGCAAGUCGCUCUUUCUAUAUAUUUAUUACAAAAAAACAGAGAGGAACCAGCUCAGCUUCCCUUCUCCUCCGGUCGGUUGGGUGUGUGUGUGUGUUAGGAACACCUUUGGCUCUGGGUCCUGCCCCCCCGCCCCAAACAAAGCUACUCCCAGAUGCUUGAAAGGCGCUCAGGAUUUUUCAUCACUUGCAACAGCCACAGAGGCUGGUAGGCUUAGCUCAGUGUGUUACUCGGGAACCCACAAAGUGGCUGGCUGGCACCCCAGCAGCCUGUUUUCAACAGCAGCCACCAGGAGUGAAGGGGUGAGGCUUCAGGGGUAGACUGCCUUUGCGCAGGGAGCCUCAGUUGUGCUAUCAUGGCUAAUAAAGAUGGAACCAGAAAGCUGGCUGAAGGGAAUCCGACCAAGACUGUUUAUCAGAUGUGUCAGACACAACCUUCUGCUGUUGGGCCUGUGGCUUUGGGCCGUCACAACUGGAAAUCUUUUACUACCAAACCCUUCCGAGUGGUUCAGGUUCAGCUUGUGUAUUUGUGAACACUUUUCUAAUAAAAACCAAACAAAGGGAGCGACACACUGACCCCAGCUGCAGACUCUGCUUUCCUGCCUGCCUUCCAGGUGCAACUGGGUCACCAAGGAGGCUUAGCAGGAGCUGAGGAGAAAGCCAGGUGAAUGCCCGGCUAACAGGUGCAGGCUAGCUAGAGGGGGCCGGCCUCUGCAUUAGAGCCUUACAAGUGGUGCAGGCAAUGCUGCCUUUUCCUUCUGCAAAGACCAAGAUGGGUGAAAUAACAUGCAAGGCCAGGCAGAGUAGCUCCAUAGCUGCCUGGCUUUCUUUCCCACAGGUCCCAGGGCUGUUAGCAGUUCAAGGCCCUGCAGGUGCUGACAAGAGCUCAGUCCUUUGUAGGAGAAGGGCCAUCCUCGCUCAGUGGCACAGCAGGCAGCAGAUCCCAAGUUCAAUCCCAGGCAGGGAGGGCUGGCCAAGAGUCCCGCCUGCAACCCUGCAGAGCAGUUGCCAGUCAGCAUAGCACCAGUACUGAGCUGGUGGCACUUCCUCCAUUCCUAGGAUGUACCUGGUGGCAGCUACAGGUAAGACAUGGCUACCCAUGAGGGGAGCAAUGACACCCCACCCUGCCGCAACUCUAAUGCACACCUAUCCACACAUUGCCAUGGGGGGCUUGUGCCACACACAUUCUGCACUCUUCAGCCAAGACCAGGCCAGCCUCUUGGGGGUACAAGUCAGCUCCAUGGCUACCCCCAGCUCUGGACCAGUUGCUCACAAGAGCAGAGCAGAAGUGGGAAGAGAAUUUCUUGGCCCAAGAGUGACCGCAAUUCCCUUUAAUUCUUCCCCCUCCCCCCAAAUAAGACAGAGGAGGAUGAGGGGGGGGAGAUAUGAUGCCAAAUGAGCUCCAAAGGAAGUUACACCCCCCCCUUUCUACAGGCACAGCCAAGUAUUUGGAAAAUGCAGGGCCCCCAAACCUGAUCUUGGCCUCACAGAGGAGGCCAGGAGAACCCACUGCUGGCCCUACAGAAGUGAAGGACCAACUCAUUUGCUCAAGCAGCUCAAGCAGUCCCACAACAGCCAUCCUCGUAGGCUUGAGGUUGGUCUGGAAAAUACAGCUGGUGCAAAAUGCGGCAGCGAGACUGCUCAUUGGGGAAGAGUAUUGCCAACAUGUCACCCCACUGCUAAAAGAAUUGCACUGGCUGCCCAUUUGCUACCGGGCCAAGUUCAAGGUCCUAGUUUUGGAGUACAAAGCCCUAUACAGCUUGGGACAAGGAUACCAAAAAGACCGUCUUACCCCUUAUAUACCCAGCCAAUCACUGAGGUCCUCCUGCGGAUACCAUCUUACCAGAAGGUCUAUUCGGCACAACAUAGGAAGCGGACCUUUAGUGUUGUGGGACCUGCCCUUUGGAAUUCCCUCCCCUUAAAUAUUAGGCAGGCAUCAUCUCUGUUACUUUUCAGCACCUGCUAAAGGCUUUCCUCUUUCAACAAGCUUAUUAAGUAGAGACCUUAUUCCAGUCUACAUCUGUGUUGGAAUUGCUUUUCAAUGCAUUAAAAAAUACAUUUUAAAAUAGUUUUUUAAAAAAUAAUGUUUUUAAAUAUGUUUUAAUAUGUUUUUAAGGUAUUGUGUGUGAAUAUAUUUUCAAGUCUGUUUUUAUGAUGUUUUAGAGCGUUUUUAGUAGUUUUGUUUGCUGCCCUGGGCUCCUACUUGGAGGAAGGGCAGGAUAUAAAUCAAAUGAAUAAUAAAUAGAAGCAGGUGCUUUUCACCUCCCCUUCAGCAUAUUGUGAAUUGGCUUUUUGAGAUUGUGUGUCCAAAUGUACUGAGAGGUUUGUGUACAUCAGCUUGAACUAAGAUGGUGUAAAAAUGCAAUAAAUUAAUUCCAAGGAAAAGCUUAAAACUAAAGGCUUCUAAAAAUCAGCAUUUACUCUUUUGUCUUGGGAACAAACAGUCACUGCACAGCAGGCAUACCCAUACAAAGCACACACGCACACACAGAGACUGAAGGAAUACUGGGUGUUUUGGAAGAGAGGAGAUGCCACUCUCCCUCCAUAGAGGACCACAAAGGAGACGAUUCCAGUCCUGGCAGCACCCGUGUGUGACAGCACUGCUCUGCGCCUUGUGUAAGCGUUUCUCCCCUUCCCGCACGGUGGAGAUGCAGAGGCGACAACUCCUGUGCGCAGGCCGUGACAGAGGUCUGAAGCCGCCCUGCGAAAGGACACCACUGGCCCAGUGAGAAGGGCAGAAGAGUCUCUGUGGGGAAGAAAGACCGGAGUGUCCCCCAACUCUGAACCCCACGGGCCCAAGCCUGGCAACUGCCUCCCGACGGCUCUGCUGGCACAGGCUGCCUACUGGUGGCACAGAAUGGCCUGGAGAUCCUCUGGCAGUGUCCCAAUGAUGGUGGUGAUGUACUGGCUCACGCGCUGCAAUGUUUCCUCCUUCACUGGGAGACGAUGGCACCUGGUGCGCACCUGGAGGGGGACGAUGCAAGAGCAAAGGCAGGCCAUCAGGAGACACAGUCAGGCCUCCCGAAACGUCUCAUUUAUACACGGGCUGAAAUGUUUACAUUAAAAACGCUUUCGAUCAACUGAUCAGGUGGCCCCUGUAAUCCGGGCAGCAGCUCCUUUUAGACGUCUGCAUCAGCACCCUCAUCUUUUUUCUAAUACAAAACUGCAGAGAGGAAGGAAUGUCUUCAGCGUCUCUGUCUCAGCUUCACGCAGGAGGGGCAGGAGGCUGAUCAGAUGCUGCCUACUUGCCCUGCAUGAACCACCAGGACAAUUGUUGUUAUCCACAUGCAAAGUUUAAUUGAUUAAUUUGUAGGAGUUUAAAGUUGGUCUUAAUCAACUGAGAUUUCUUUAGCUUUCUUACUGAUGGCUCUAGCGG
Rhineura floridana is the source of this 4783-nucleotide messenger RNA. RefSeq lists its product as uncharacterized. NCBI's taxonomy places the organism in Eukaryota, Metazoa, Chordata, Lepidosauria, Squamata, Rhineuridae. Gene Ontology annotation, cellular component: plasma membrane. The record is from RefSeq and is a predicted model, not a curated record. Gene Ontology annotation, molecular function: G protein-coupled receptor activity. Gene Ontology annotation, biological process: adenylate cyclase-activating G protein-coupled receptor signaling pathway. Bases 573 to 1382 code for a protein of 269 amino acids. The transcript is spliced from 11 exons.